AUGGGGAAGGAAAAUGCUGUCUCUCGUCCUUUUACUCGUGCUUUUGCGUCUGCUUUGCGCACUUCAGAAGUGACUUCUACUACUACACAGAAUCAGCAGAGAGCAAACACAAAAAGGCCAGCCUUGGAGGAUCUGAAAGCCACUGCACCCAAGAAGAAGAUGAAGCGAGCUGUUCUUGGAGAUAUCUCAAAUGUCAGCUUCAGUGCAGCUACACUUGAGGCCAAAAGCAUCAAGCAGGUGAAAUCCCCGGCGAGUAAUUCCCAGUUGACAUCUUCUGUUACUUCAGGAGUCACAGAUCUUCAGUCCGGGACCGAUGUGAAAGCAGAAGCUGUAUCAGUCACAGGAGGAAACCUGUCUCUAUGUAAAGGCACUGAUGACACAGCUGAUAACUGUAUUGAGAAGUUGAAUUUCAGAGUAUCCCCAAGAUCUCUUGGAAGAUCAGCUUCUACAGUUGAGAAAAUUGCUGUUGUUGGUAGUUCUGUUGCACCGGUUAUCCCAAAAUUCAUAGACAUUGAUUCAAAUGACAAGGAUCCUCUACUCUGCUGCCUCUAUGCACCUGACAUCUACUACAACUUGCGUGUUUCAGAGCUUAAUCGCAGACCGGUUCCUGACUUUAUGGAGAGAAUACAGAAGGAUGUCACUCAGACCAUGCGAGGGAUUUUGGUUGAUUGGCUUGUUGAGGUCUCUGAAGAAUACACGCUUGUACCUGACACUCUUUACCUCACAAUCUAUCUCAUAGACUGGUUCCUCCAUGGAAACUACGUGGAAAGACAGAGACUUCAACUUCUCGGCAUUACUUGCAUGCUAAUUGCCUCGAAGUAUGAGGAAAUCAAUGCGCCACGCAUUGAAGAGUUUUGCUUCAUCACGGAUAACACCUACACAAGAGAUCAGGUCCUUGAAAUGGAAAACCAAGUGCUGAAGCAUUUUAGCUUUCAAAUAUACACUCCCACUCCAAAAACGUUCCUCAGGAGAUUUCUCAGAGCAGCACACGCCUCUCACCAGAGACCGAGUCUUGAAGUCGAGUUUCUAGCCAGCUACCUGACGGAGUUGACGUUAAUGGAGUAUCAUUUCUUGAAGUUUCUUCCUUCCGUCAUCGCUGCUUCUGCCGUUUUUCUUGCCAAGUGGACAAUGGACCAAUCAAAACACCCAUGGAAUCCAACACUUGAGCAUUACACAACGUACAAAGCAUCAGAUCUGAAAGCAUCUGUUUGUGCCUUGCAAGAUCUGCAGCUUAACACCAAAGGUUGCCCCUUGAGCUCCAUACGCGUCAAGUACAGGCAAGAGAAGUUCAAAUCAGUGGCAGUCCUCAGAUCUCCAAAACUACUUGACACGCUAUUCUGA
Microthlaspi erraticum is the source of this 1341-nucleotide messenger RNA. NCBI's taxonomy places the organism in Eukaryota, Viridiplantae, Streptophyta, Magnoliopsida, Brassicales, Brassicaceae. The record is from the annotation of a GenBank genome assembly.